UACGAUGACGUAGUCAGGAAGAGCUCUCCAGCCAAGCAUCUGGUUGAUCUUAGCUAAGCUGUAACUCUUAUAAGUUAUUGUUUCAGUAUUUAUGUAAUUAUUCAGGACACAAGUCGUUUGUGCUUUUGGAGACAACCAUUCACUGCCUUUAGUUAAACUUUUCAUCAUUUGGGUUGACUGGAGGUUAACCGAUUUGGACUUUCUCAACAGUGACCAAAACACAGUAUGUGAGUUUGUUUAUCCUAGCCAGCCAGCACUGUGUGAACUUCCACCGAGGCUUUUUUUCCCUGCAGUCCAGUGUUAACAUGUUGCCCGUUCACGCUGCCUGUGCUUUGCUAUUUGUUGCACCCCUGCUGGUGCUUGGUGUUCCUCCUAUUUGGACCCAGCCGGAACAGGUGCACCUCUCCUAUGGAGGAGUGCCAGGCUCUAUGGUAGUGACCUGGACAACCUUCAAUAAGACAGAGAGCAAGGUGGAGUACAGCCUUCUGGGGGCUCAGCUCUUUGAGCUGAGCGCCAGAGGUGACGCGACUCUAUUUGUUGACUCAGGAAAGGAAAAGAGGAAGAUGUUCAUCCACAGGGUCACACUCACAGGCCUCAAGCCUGCUGCUUCUUAUGUCUACCACUGUGGCAGCGAUGAAGGCUGGAGCGAUGUGUUCUUCUUCACUGCUCUCAACGACAGCACUAGUUUCAGCCCCAGGUUUGCUUUUUAUGGUGACCUGGGCAAUGAGAACCCCCAGUCUCUGGCUCGACUGCAAAAGGACACGCAGCUUGGCAUGUACGAUGUCAUCCUACACAUAGGGGACUUUGCCUAUGAUAUGCAUGAGGACAAUGCCAGGAUUGGAGAUGAGUUCAUGAGGCAGAUCCAGUCCAUAGCCGCCUACGUGCCCUACAUGACAUGUCCAGGCAACCACGAAGCUACAUACAACUUCUCCAACUACAGGAAUCGCUUCAGCAUGCCAGGCCAGACUGAGAGCCUGUGGUACAGCUGGAACCUGGGGUCAGCACACAUAAUCUCCAUUUCCACUGAGGUUUACUUCUAUCUUAAAUUUGGCCUGGACCUCCUCUUCAAGCAGUACGAAUGGCUGGAGAAAGACCUGGAGGAGGCCAACAAGCCCGAGAACAGAGCGGCGCGUCCUUGGAUCAUAACCAUGGGACACCGCCCCAUGUACUGCUCUGAUGAUGACCAGGAUGACUGUACUAAUUUUGAUUCCUAUGUCCGGCUGGGGAGGAAUGACACCAAACCACCAGCUCCAGGUCUUGAGGAUCUAUUUUACCGUUAUGGAGUGGAUGUGGAGUUGUGGGCCCAUGAGCACACAUAUGAGAGGCUUUGGCCUGUCUACGGUGAUAAGGUGUACAAUGGGAGCAAAGAACAGCCAUACGUAAACCCCAAGGCCCCAGUCCACAUUAUCACAGGCUCUGCUGGCUGCAGAGAGAGGACUGACAAGUUCAAUCCAAACCCCAAAGAGUGGAGCGCUUUCCGCAGCACAGACUACGGCUACAGCCGCAUGCAAGUGGUCAAUGGAACCCACCUGUACUUGGAGCAGGUGUCUGAUGACCAGUAUGGGAAGGUGAUUGACAGCAUAUGGGUGGUGAAAGAAAAACACGGCUUCUCUGCCUGGGUAUGAAGACUGUUGGUCUUUUUUUUUAAACCGCUCACAAAAAGCACUUUGUGCUGAAAACAAGCACUAUUUUUCCUUCCAAACCGAUUAUGCAGUGAUGAUCAAAGUUAUUCCUGCUCAAUGAGAUUUUAUAAUUUUCAGCACUGAGGACACUGAGCUUUAUCUAAUUUUUAAAACCACCUGAGAAUAAUUUACUGUAAAUGUACUGUAUAUAAUGUGACUGUAAUUUUCUGAAAGGCUGCAAUAAAAAUGUCUUAUAUUUGA
Molecule: messenger RNA, 1883 nt
Organism: Archocentrus centrarchus (flier cichlid)
Lineage: Eukaryota; Metazoa; Chordata; Actinopteri; Cichliformes; Cichlidae
Gene: acp7
Product: acid phosphatase 7, tartrate resistant (putative)
Exons: 15
Coding region: 306-1625 (439 amino acids)
Molecular function (GO): acid phosphatase activity; metal ion binding
Source: RefSeq, a predicted model, not a curated record